CCACCUCUUCAUUGGUCAUUCACCAUGGAUUCAAAAGAAGCACUUCCCGAUACGACACAAGCAGCGGUCUUUAUGGCAUCAGCCGAGAUGCCCAAGGGCUCUGUUGUGAUCAAAGGCCCCGACUUUAACCAGACUGUUACACUGGACUCGCUCCUCUCAACAUUCAUUACUUCAGGCUUUCAGGCUUCAGCCAUGGGUCGUGCAAUUGAGAUCAUCAACGAAAUGCGUCUGUGGCGUCUCUCAGACGAACCUUUGCCUGAACCCACAUCCGACAGCGCUGUUGAUCCCCAGUUACUGGAUCCGGAAUAUCGUCAAUCAGUCAAAUGCAAGAUCUUUUUGGGCUAUACUUCUAAUCUGGUCUCGUCCGGUGUUCGUGAGGUGAUCUGCUUCUUGGUUCAACAUAAACUAGUCGAUUGUCUGGUCUCAUCCGCAGGAGGGGUCGAAGAGGAUUUCAUCAAGUGUUUAGCACCAACUUACUUGGGUGAUUUCAGUUUGGAGGGCACUAAACUGAGGAAGCAAGGUCUGAACAGGAUCGGUAACCUGUUGGUCCCGAAUGACAACUAUUGUAAAUUUGAAGAUUGGGUGGUCCCUAUUCUGGAUAAGAUGUUGGAGGAACAGAACGAUGAGAAGAUCAAGGCUCAUUGGACCCCUAGCAGUGUGAUCAGGAGGUUAGGCAAAGAAAUUGCACAUGAAGAAUCGAUCUACUACUGGGCAUAUAAGAACGACAUUCCAGUCUUUUGCCCGGCACUGACGGACGGAUCGCUUGGUGAUAUGAUCUACUUUCACUCGUACAAGAGCCCUGGGUUGAUCAUUGAUAUUGUUUCUGACAUUCGAGCCAUGAACAACCAGGCAGUAUUUGCAAAGAAGACUGGAGUCAUCAUCCUUGGCGGAGGUGUUGUCAAGCAUCAUAUUUGCAAUGCAAACCUUAUGCGUAAUGGAGCAGACUAUGCAGUCUUUAUCAACACGGGGCAAGAGUUCGAUGGCAGUGAUGCGGGCGCCAGACCUGAUGAGGCUGUUUCAUGGGGGAAGAUCAGGAUGGAUGGCAAGUCAAUCAAGGUCCAUACGGAUGCAACAAUUGCGUUUCCUCUGAUUGUUUCACAAACGUUUGCAAAAGAUUUCCCUAGAAAGAAGGCUGAAGGACCUCAAUAGACAAUAGAAGCU
Messenger RNA from Lobosporangium transversale, 1161 nucleotides. RefSeq names its product deoxyhypusine synthase. Gene Ontology annotation, biological process: peptidyl-hypusine biosynthetic process. The coding region runs from base 25 to 1149 and encodes 374 amino acids. Gene Ontology annotation, molecular function: deoxyhypusine synthase activity. The record is from RefSeq and is a predicted model, not a curated record. NCBI's taxonomy places the organism in Eukaryota, Fungi, Mortierellomycota, Mortierellomycetes, Mortierellales, Mortierellaceae. Gene Ontology annotation, cellular component: cytoplasm. The transcript has 3 exons.